This is a messenger RNA of Spodoptera frugiperda (fall armyworm), 832 nucleotides long. RefSeq lists its product as uncharacterized. The coding region runs from base 39 to 536 and encodes 165 amino acids. The transcript has a single exon. The record is from RefSeq and is a predicted model, not a curated record. Lineage: Eukaryota; Metazoa; Arthropoda; Insecta; Lepidoptera; Noctuidae.
AGAUCAGUGCGUGGCGGGACGAGCUCCGGCGCGAUCUCAUGGCGGAAUGGCAGCAACGACUGUCGCAACCGAGGGCUGGGCUCGCUGUCAUCGCAGCGGUAAGUCCCCUCUUUGAGGAGUGGCUAGAGAGGCGCCACGGCGUCCUCACCUACCGCCUGACGCAGGUGCUUACCGGACAUGGGAGUUUCGGUAGGUUCCUGUUUCUUAUUGGGCGGGAGGAAACGCCCGGGUGUCAUCACUGCGAGGACCGCCCGGAGGACACGGUAGAACAUACGGUGGCGGUGUGCCCUGCGUGGGCUGAGUACCGCCAAGUCCUCAGGGAUGUGGUCGGCGACGGCGACCUCUCGCGCCCGGCACUGGUUCAGGCCAUGGUGCGGAGCGAGAGGGACUGGGAUGCCGUCUCCUCUUUCUGCGAAGCAGUCAUGCUAGCUAAGGAGGAGGCGGGGCGCGUGAGAGAACAAACCUCCUCACGCCCCAGCCGUCGCGAGAGACACUCCGGGCGUCGGGGAUCGCGGGACGAUCUCCGGCCACCGUAAGUGCGGGCCUGCGGGCGGCGAGUAAGGGUAGCUCACCGCCCGAACAGAACCAGACCCGUGCGUACGGCGCGUAGCGUUCCGCGCGCGCCUCAAAGAGCCAUCAGACCACCACAGAUGGGGCCCAGUAGGGCUGAUGCCUGAUCCGGAGCUGCGGACUACCUAGCGGGUUUACCGGGGCUCCGGCUCGAAAAGCAGGAGAAGGAACGGGGUGGUUUUUAGUCAGUAAGAGUCUGACACUCCCUCUCGCCUCGCCCAAGGUGGGAGAAGUCAUUGGAUGAUUUUCCCCCUGAAAAAAA